Anopheles coustani is the source of this 767-nucleotide messenger RNA. RefSeq lists its product as uncharacterized. NCBI's taxonomy places the organism in Eukaryota, Metazoa, Arthropoda, Insecta, Diptera, Culicidae. The coding region runs from base 53 to 418 and encodes 121 amino acids. The record is from RefSeq and is a predicted model, not a curated record. The transcript has a single exon.
UCAUUUUCGUACCUUGCUGUACCUACCGGUCUCUCCCGUGAAAAGGUGACCAAUGGCUCUUUUUCAACAACCUCGUUGGCUUCGAAGGUGGAUUAGACGCAAAACUAAUCCGAUUCCAUUGGAUCGCGCCCAGCUGUGGAAACGUCGGCUCAGUCUAUUCUACGCCGUUGUGGCAUGGAAUGCUUUCGGUGGAGUGUGCUACAUGGUUUACACCGGCCGCAAUGAUUGGGCCAAGUUUUAUGGCUACAAAACGGAGGAGGAAGCCCAGCUUCCGCCAGCAAUCCGAUAUGCUCAGCAGUUAAAUCUACCAAAUGCAAAGGUGCUUAAGUUUAGUGGCCUUUCGAAAAAGGACGAGUAUGAACUGAAGGAUUUGGAGGUGAUUCGCCCGUCAGAGAGUGCUGAUAAAGUAGAAAACUAAGCUAAGAGGCGUCUAAAUUUGUUUGAAAUAUUAAACUUUAUUAAUACGUAUGAACAAUGUCGCAUAUUUUGUCUUCAUUUGCAAUUCGUCAUUGCAUGAGCGCAUGUAGGUUUGUAAUAUAAAAGUGCAGCUAUGUGGAUUCAUGAAACUAUGUAUGAUUGGACAUCAAGGCACUGCUGGAAAUAUAGAAAAUCUCAGGAACGCCUCUAACCAUUCUUAUCAUUUCGUCCAUGAAUUCGACCUAAGUAUUACAUUAUGCACUAUCGAUGGACUGAAAUUCUAAAGGUGCGGUUAAAUAGGUGAACAAGGAACUGUUUCAUAUCACAAUUUCUUAACAGCACAAGCACAU